Messenger RNA from Striga hermonthica, 2988 nucleotides. The record is from the annotation of a GenBank genome assembly. Lineage: Eukaryota; Viridiplantae; Streptophyta; Magnoliopsida; Lamiales; Orobanchaceae.
AUGGGAUCUAACAAACAGCCUGCUGGUUUACUAGAUACUCUGAAUAUAGAGACAGUUAGGACUAUCUUCACUCACACAUACCCGUAUCCGCACGAGCACUCGCGCCAUGCUCUUAUUGCUGUUUUUAUAGGUUGCCUAUUCUUCAUAUCAUCAGAUAACAUGCACACUCUCGUUCAGAAAUUAGACAGCAACGUAAAGUGGUGGUCGAUGUAUGCUUGUUUGCUCGGGUUUUUCUAUUUCUUUUCUUCUCCAUUUAUCGGGAAAACAAUCAAGCCAAGCUAUUCUAACUUCAGUCGCUGGUACAUAGCAUGGAUUCUUGUGGCUGCUUUAUAUCAUCUACCUAGUUUUCAAUCGAUGGGAGUUGACAUGAGGAUGAACCUCUCUCUGUUUUUAUCCAUUUAUAUAUCAUCCAUAUUGUUUCUUCUCAUGUUUCACAUUGUAUUCAUUGGCCUCUGGUAUAUUGGCCUUGUUGCCCGUGUGGCCGGGAGGAGACCAGCCGUUCUGACAAUUCUUCAAAAUUGUGCUGUUAUAAGUGUAGCAUGUUGUGUAUUUUAUAGCCAUUGUGGCAACCGUGCUAUAACGAGAGAGAAGACAUUUGAAAGGAAGCACUCGGGUUGGUAUACGCUGUGGAACAAGGAAGAGCGUAAUUCAUGGCUUGCGAAAUUUGUUCGCAUGAAUGAGUUUAAGGAUCAGGUUUGCUCGUCUUGGUUCGCCCCUGUUGGUUCUGCUACUGAUUAUCCAUUUUUGUCCAAGUGGGUGAUUUAUGGCGAGCUGACUUGCAGUGGUGGCCCGUGUGCAGAAUCGCCAGCUGAGAUCUCACCCAUAUAUUCAUUAUGGGCUACUUUUAUAGGCCUCUACAUUGCCAAUUAUGUUGUGGAAAGAUCAACAGGUUGGGCUCUUACACACCCUGUGUCACAAAAAGAGCAUGAGAAGAUGAAGAAAAAGCAAAUGAAGCCUGACUUUUUGGAUAUGGUUCCUUGGUACUCGGGGACAUCGGCUGAUUUAUUUAAGACAGUAUUUGAUCUGCUGGUAUCAGUGACUGUGUUUGUUGGACGUUUUGACAUGCGUAUGAUGCAGGCAGCAAUGAGCAGGGCUGAAGAUGCAGCAAAUGGUGGGGAUCUUUUGUACGAUCAGUUUAAUGAACAAGAUGAAUUAUGGUUUGACUUUAUGGCUGAUACUGGUGAUGGUGGAAAUUCUUCAUACAGUGUGGCACGACUUCUUGCUCAACCAUCGCUUAGAAUUCGGGCUAAUGAUUCUCUGGUGACACUCCCACGUGGUGACCUGCUUCUUAUUGGGGGUGAUCUUGCGUAUCCUAAUCCAUCUGCUUUUACAUAUGAGAGACGCCUUUUUCGUCCUUUCGAAUAUGCUCUACAGCCUCCUGUUUGGUACAAGGAGGAGCAUAUAGCAGUAAAUAAACCUGAAUUGCCAAGCGGAGUAUCAGCACUCAAGCAAUAUGAGGGCCCACAGGCCUUCGUCAUACCCGGAAAUCAUGAUUGGUUCGACGGGCUUCAGACAUUCAUGCGGUAUAUUUGUCACAAGAGCUGGUUGGGUGGUUGGUUUAUGCCACAAAAGAAAAGUUAUUUUGCCCUUCAUCUGCCAAAAGGAUGGUGGGUUUUUGGUCUCGAUCUUGCUCUCCAUUGUGAUAUCGAUGUCUUUCAAUUCAAGUUCUUCUCAGAAUUAAUUAAAGACAAGGUGGGUGAAAAUGAUUCUGUGAUCAUUAUGACACAUGAACCGAAUUGGCUUCUCGAUUGGUACUGGAAUGAUGUGACCGGGAAAAACGUGUCGCACCUGAUAUGUGACCAUCUAAGAGGAAGAUGUAAGCUCCGAAUAGCUGGGGACUUGCAUCAUUACAUGCGCCAUUCAUACGUUCCCUCUGAGAAGCCCGUAUAUGUGCAGCAUCUGCUUGUUAAUGGCUGUGGUGGGGCCUUUUUGCACCCGACUCAUGUCUUUAGAAAUUUCAGCAGCUUAUAUGGGACAUCCUAUGAAAGCAAGGCAUCAUACCCUUCUUUUGAAGACUCGAGUAGGAUUGCUUUAGGAAAUAUUUUGAAGUUUCGAAAGAAAAAUUGGCAGUUUGAUUUCAUUGGUGGCAUCAUAUACUUCGUCUUGGCCUUUUCCAUGUUUCCACAGUGCAAGCUAGAUCACAUCUUACAGGAUAAUACAUUUUCUGGUCACAUGAAGAGCCUUUUUGGCACGGUUUGGGAUGCUUUCAUGUACAUGCUUGGUCGCUCAUAUGUAUCCUUGACCGGUGCUUUCAUUUUGUUAGUUACCGCUGUAGCCUUUGUUCCGUCAAAAGUGUCUCGAAAGUGGAAAGUCAUAAUUGGUGUUCUCCAUGUUCUUGCACACUUAUCUGCUGCCUUGAUUUUAAUGCUGCUCUUGGAACUGGGCAUCGAGACUUGCAUCAGACAUAAAUUGUUGGCUACUUCAGGUUACCAUACACUUUACGAAUGGUAUAGAUCUGUGGAAAGCGAGCAUUUUCCUGACCCAACUGGCCUUCGAGCACGUAUUGAGCAAUGGACGUUCGGGCUUUAUCCUGCAUGCAUUAAGUACCUGAUGUCCGCAUUUGAUGUCCCGGAGGUCAUGGCUGUUAGCAGAAGUAAUAUAUGCAAGAAUGGGAUGGAUUCUGUUUCCCGAGGGGGGCUCAUGAUUUAUUAUGCUUCUGUCUUCCUUUAUUUCUGGGUUUUCUCGACUCCUAUAGUUUCUUUGGUUUUUGGAAGCUAUCUUUAUGCGUGCAUCAACUGGCUUCACAUCCACUUUGAUGAGGCUUUCUCGUCCCUCAGGAUUGCUAACUACAAAUCGUUUACUCGGUUUCAUAUCAACCGCAAAGGGAAUCUUGAGGUUUUCACCCUUGCAGUUGAUAAGGUACCGAAAGAGUGGAAGUUGGACCCGAGUUGGGAAGGCGAGUCAAAGCUGCCGCAAAAUUUCAGCCACAGAAGAAAGUUUCCGAGCAAAUGGCGAUCGGUUUCUUCGCAACAGGAUCCUGUCAAGACU